Messenger RNA from Chenopodium quinoa (quinoa), 549 nucleotides. Its product is annotated as cysteine-rich receptor-like protein kinase 10. Gene Ontology annotation, biological process: protein phosphorylation. Gene Ontology annotation, molecular function: protein kinase activity; ATP binding. NCBI's taxonomy places the organism in Eukaryota, Viridiplantae, Streptophyta, Magnoliopsida, Caryophyllales, Amaranthaceae. The transcript has 3 exons. The coding region runs from base 1 to 549 and encodes 182 amino acids. The record is from RefSeq and is a predicted model, not a curated record.
AUGGAGAAUACGUUACAAAAUCGUGGUAGGAGUUGCUCGAGGGAUGCUUUACCUGCAUUCUCCAGAGUCAUACACCGUGAUCUGAAAGCCUCUAACAUCUUAUUGGACAUGGAUAUGAAUCCAAAAAUUGCUGACCUUGGCAUGGCUAGGAUUUUUGGAGCAGAUCAAAUUCAGAGAACUACAAAUGGUUACAUGGCUCCAGAAUACGCAUUGAAGGGACAAUAUUCAAUCAAAUCAGAUGUUUAUAGUUUUGAAGUACUAGCUUUAAAAAUUAUGUGCGGAAAGAGGAAUACUACUUUCCAACAACUAAGCUACGAGGAUGAUCUUCUAAGUUAUGUUUGUUAUGUGUUCAAAAAAUCUGCAUACAAAAGGCCUACUAUGGCAUUUGUAGUUCGUAAGUUGGAUAGUCACUCGACAACUCUUCCGGAGCCUGAACAACCCGGUUUUUUCAUCAGAGAUGGACUAGACAUCGGAUUAAGUCACCUAACAAGCAACUCGAAUACAAGAUCUGUUAUUGAUGUAUCACUGACAGAAGUUGAACGGAGAUAG